UUGAUAUUUCCUGAAUUUUUAGAAAUCUUGAAACGAAUUUUCCAGGUUCUUAAAGUGCAAAAUGAGCAACCAGUGGAACGUUCACUGCACACGAAUGGAGGUAUUCUGCUGCCCGGUUUCGUAGACGGCCACUCACAUCCUGUGUUUGCCGGCGAUCGAGUGCAUGAAUUCGCCAUGAAACUAGCUGGAGCUACUUAUAUGGAGGUCCAAGCCGCUGGUGGAGGAAUUCACUUUACCACCGCAAAAACUCGUGAGGCCACUGAGGAGAGUUUGGUGAAAGAUUUCAAGGAGAUAGCUCAUGUGAUGCUCCGAAAUGGGACCACAACAUUGGAGGCAAAAAGUGGUUAUGGGUUGAAUACCGAGAGCGAGUUAAAGAUGUUGCGGGUGCUAGAUCGUGUCAACGACGAGACUCCCUUGGAAAUCUCGGCCACAUUCUGUGGCGGGCAUGCUGUGCCAAAGGGUUCAACAGAAGAGAGCCAUGUGAAACUGAUAUGUGACGAGAUGCUGCCAGCCAUAGAGAGGGCGAGAAAUCAAGGUGAUCUGAAAAAUCUCGAGAACAUCGACGUCUUCUGCGAGAAAAACGUCAUCGAAGUAGAAAACACACGGAAGAUCCUAGAAGCCGGUAAGAAAUUGGGAUUGGAAGCAAAUUUCCAUGCUGAAGAGCUGUCACGUAUCGGCGGUGCUGAAAUGGGAGCCGAGAUCGGGGUAUGUGACUAA
Molecule: messenger RNA, 717 nt
Organism: Cooperia oncophora
Lineage: Eukaryota; Metazoa; Nematoda; Chromadorea; Rhabditida; Trichostrongylidae
Source: the annotation of a GenBank genome assembly